Molecule: messenger RNA, 1122 nt
Organism: Striga hermonthica
Lineage: Eukaryota; Viridiplantae; Streptophyta; Magnoliopsida; Lamiales; Orobanchaceae
Source: the annotation of a GenBank genome assembly
AUGGCUCCGCCACCAGAUGAGGACGGAUCUGCUUUGACUACUGCUCCUGCAUAUCAAUUUGGAUCUGCUCCUGCUCCUACACUUCAUGCAUCUGCUCGCAUUCCUGCUACUGGUCCUAAUCCAGGAGGCCAACCAGCAUGGUAUCCUGGACCUUUGCCACAGUUCACACCUUCAGCAGCCACGCCUACAAAUUGUGGUAUGGAUUACUAUCCACCUGGUGGUUUUACGGGCCUUUUACAUGCUGGACAACCGUUCAUUCCUUAUGUUUCGGCACCAUGGCCACCAAUGGGAAAGGAAUCUCAAUUAGCACCACCAAAAAAUAACUCAGAAAACCAAAAUGCUAAAAAGAGAUCGAAAUGCACAACUAUCAUCAACUUAGAUGAUGGAAACGAUGUCAGGACUGCAAAACGUCUUGUAUUUGAUCCAGAUGAGGAUGUGAGGCUAGUUAGUGCAUGGCUGAUUCACUCAAAUGACCCAAUUAAUGGGAAUUGCAAGAAAAAUGACCAGUAUUGGGGUGAUGUGCAUGAGUUUUACAAUAGUACUACACCUGCAAACCGAAAAAGAGAGGUGAAACAUCUCAAGGAUCGCUGGGGAAAAAUUAAGAGAUGGGUGGGAUUUUUUUGUGCAAGUUGGAAGAAGGCUACAUCAAUCUAUCUUAGUGGAUAUUCAGAUGACCAGCUAAGAGACAGGGCUAAGCAGUUUUAUUUGGAUGACUAUCCUAAGGAAGGCCCAUUCACAGUUGAGCACUGCUGGAAGAUUCUUCGUGAUGAACCCAAGUGGCAUGCAGUUUUGGAAGAACUUGAAAAACCAAAUAAAAGGAGUUCGGAGGAUGAAGACAAGACAACUGACAUCUCAGAUGUAGGAGAGAAGGAACGUCCUAUAGGGACAAAUCAAGCUAAGAAACAACGCAAUAGUAAAGGAAGAGAAGACUUCUUAGAGGCACAGGAACGCAUUACUGAUAAGAAGUUUGAAACAGCAAGGCUUAGGAGGGAGUCUGUUUUACUGGAAUCAUAUCAAAAACUCUUGUGUAUGGACAUUAGGGAGAUGACAGAGGAUGUUAGAGCUGAGCAUGUCCUCGCCCUGAAGAUGUUAAGGGAGAAAUUGGCCAGCAACAAUAACUAA